Messenger RNA from Pieris napi, 4525 nucleotides. RefSeq names its product PDZ and LIM domain protein Zasp (gene Zasp52). Gene Ontology annotation, cellular component: stress fiber; adherens junction; Z disc. Gene Ontology annotation, biological process: muscle structure development; actin cytoskeleton organization; heart development. Lineage: Eukaryota; Metazoa; Arthropoda; Insecta; Lepidoptera; Pieridae. Bases 217 to 3819 code for a protein of 1200 amino acids. Gene Ontology annotation, molecular function: actin binding; muscle alpha-actinin binding. The transcript has 16 exons. The record is from RefSeq and is a predicted model, not a curated record.
UUCAAUCUAGUCUGUGGUAGGUUGCCGCGCAGUCGGCACUCGCGCGCCGAAUCUCGCAACAAGCUCACGACCGAACGACCGACACACGCUCCCGGUGUCGUAUUACGCUCUAAAUAUAUCUCGCGAGCCCGAACGCCUAUUAGGAAACGCGCCGUGUUUUGAACCAGUGAUUGACAGUGCCGAGUGAAGAAUUUGCUGAUCAAGGAAUCUGCCAAUAUGGCACAGUUAAUCACUGUGCGGCUGAACAAGUCGGAACAGCAACCACUUGGCUUCAGGCUGCAAGGCGGGAAGGACUUUGGCACACCGCUCGUUGUUCAGAAGGUGAACGGUGGCAGCGCAGCUGAAAGGGCGGGUCUGCAAGCUGGUGACGCUCUAAUACGAGUAAAUAAUACUGAGGUGUAUGCGUUGCGACACCAAGAGGCGCAAGACACCAUCCGGGCAGCGGGGACUGCUCUUGAACUCACCGUGCAGCGUGGCGGUGGAACCUGGAGGCCAUCAGUGACUCCCACAGGCAGCCUGCCAAGGCCUGGUUCCAGGGCUCUUGGUACAUCUCCGACUCCCGUCACCAACACUUCACUGAAGGCGACACCUCAAGCGUCACGGGCGUUUGGUUCUGGCCACAACAGUGUUGCUAAACCAUUUGGUUAUAUGAACGGUUCGGAUUCGACAAAGGGUAUCGUGAACAAGCAGUACAAUACGCCUGUCAACAUGUACAGUGACAAGACCAUCGCUGAGACGCUCUCUGCGCAAACUGAAGUUCUUGCAGGCGGAGUCCUAGGAGUGAAUUUUAAGAAGAACGAAAAAACAUACGAUUCUGAGAAGAGCGCAGUUUUCAAAGUUUUACAAGAGGAGCAAAAUGAUCCGGAACCAGAGCCGCCACAAACGUUUUACUCGCGGGCAAGCGUGACGCGUGCUGGGGCACCGAGCGCUCGGUCACUUCAUUCGCAAUCGCGCACCCAAAGUGCGCCCCCACCCCAUCUACCAAAGCCUCAAACUCGUCGGGUGCAAUCCUUGUCACGCGAGGGACAGUCCUCCGAUCGGCUCGUGCCGGAAGCGCCUCACCGGCCAAGCAUCCCGGUGGGCUGCCAUCAAGUGUUACCGGACGGUCGGAUCGCUCUCGGAGUGCCGGCUCAGCCUCAGCCAUCGAACCACCUGCCGGUCGUCAGCGACGCACCAUUUUGCUCCGACUGUGACAGCCACAUCGUUGGUGUAUUCGUGCGCAUAAAGGACAAGAAUUUGCACGUUGAGUGCUUCAAAUGCUCGACAUGUGGAUCGUCGCUUAAGAACCAGGGUUAUUACAACCUGAAUGGCAAACUCUACUGCGACAUUCACGCUAAGCUCGUGGCUCGCCAAAACCCACCGGCCCCGAACUUGGAGCCUGUUACCGUAGCACCUGGUGGACGCAUCCCAACGAACCCGUACACAACGCCAUUGCCUCCGCUCUCCACAGGCAACUACACCAAUGGGUCUUCAUCAUUGUUUAGCCCCGGAAGUAACCUGUCUGGUCCGAAGCCAUUCGGUUCAUCAAUCGGAUCGGCAUAUUCGCCAUCUCUUUCCCCCCGAUCGGCCCCGAUGUCUCCCGCGCGUCCCGUAGUAGCGCCCGCGCAUACUCCGGCGCCGGCCGCACCACUCUCUGCUCCCUUCGCACCGAACAAAAACGUUAAAAGCAUUGUGUGGCCCCCACCGAACCCCCCAGAAGACGAUACACCUUUACAAACUUCUUCAGAAUACGCUCCCAGUAAUCCCACAGGAGAUCCCGCUUCCUUUACAACAGGCACAUUGUUAAAGAAAGCUACUGAAUCUAAAGUAGAGAAAGAUCAAAUUGUAUCAGGUGACCAAUUUAUAUCAACAUCACAAGAAAAUGCAUUCUCUUCUUCUGUCUCAUUUUCAUCCGCUUCGAUGUCUACCGCAAUAGCAGAUUCAUCAUUUACCAAAUCAUCUAUCCAAAGUGAAGAAUCACAAGUAGCGAAAGAAUUUUCUUCGUGCACCGUUCAAUCAUUUUCGGAACAAGCGUCAUCUGAAGGACGGACAUACAUGUCAUAUCAGACCCAACCAUCGGAAUUUCAAUCAAUUGGCACCAAUGAAACCAAACUUAUGGAAAAGUCAAUGCAUGAAACGAAAGGAUACAAUGAGAAAUCUACUAUCAAGGCAUUCCCAUCAAACAUGGAUGCAGCAGCUCAUUCUAGAAAAUCAUAUUCCUACGAGACUCAACCACAAAUUUCACAAAACAGAGGCCAAUUCAAUUAUAACAACACUGAAACACAGAAUACUUUAAUAAAUCUCGGCGAUAACAUUUCACAUACACAACCGCAGAAUAUAUCUACACCAAGUCACGGAAAUCCAGAUGAAAAUACCAUAAGAACAUCACCACCUCGAAGUCGACCUUCGACUCCAAGCCUUAUAAAUAAACCUGCACCUAUAAUACCUCGGUAUCAGAUGAACUUAGUUACUAUGGAACAUUAUGCUCCAGAAAGUCAUACAUAUCAGCCGCCUGGAGGAGAAGGCAGUCGUACACCUACUCCUAAGCCAAGAUCGCGAACACCGGCUCAAGGGCCUUCUUCGAAAGCCCAAGCCCCACGUAUUAAAGAUUAUUCUCAAAGUAAUUUCGGCCAAAGUGAAACAUUCUCACACCAACUACCAUCUACUUUUCAAAGAGAUCUUUACCCAGGACAGACACAACCAACCUUUUAUGAAAAUAUACCUCCAUUGGUUCAGGAAGAAAAUCGAUCAAACUUUGAAAGACAGUCUGAAAGUUAUAACAAAGGAGACAUGUCCGUAAAGCAGGAUACUAUGAUGAAUCAAAAUUAUGGACAAAGACAGAUGGAGUCACAGAAUGUGGCAGAAUAUGGGCAUACGACAGUGCAGACCACUAGAAAAACCUUUGAAGAAUACGAAAGCGCUCAAACUGCUAAAAUGAUAGAAAUAAAAAAAGGUGGCUUCGCGUCUUCUGAUUCAUAUCAACCAAUAGAGGCAUUUAAUCGUCCAUCUGCUAUUAACUUUAAGCAAUCUUUACCUUCACCUGCCAUGAGUUUUUCGCCUUCUACACAAAAUUUCUCUUCUAAUACUACUAAUGAAAAUGUGGAUACCACUAGACAAACUCAUACAAGUACGUUUGAAAUGAGUCCUUCAAUUUCUGGUGCUAACCGAGGUCCAGUGUGUGAUCCUACCCCAUCAACAGGUUCCAGUGUAGGGGCUGCCGCUCGUGGCAAAACUUUUGGCGUGUCAUCGGCUCCAAAAAGGGGGAGGGGAGUUUUGAACAAAGCUGUGCUACCAGGAUCUCGCGUUCCUCUUUGCGGUUCUUGCAACGGAAACGUUAGGGGCCCAUUCAUAACGGCCUUGGGACGCAUCUGGUGUCCCGAACACUUCAUCUGCGUGAACGCGACAUGUCGCCGUCCCUUGCAGGACAUUGGAUUUGUCGAAGAAAACGGUCAAUUGUACUGCGAGUUCUGUUUCGAACAAUAUAUAGCCCCGGCUUGCGACAAGUGCCAUGCUAAGAUUAAGGAGGAUUGCCUCAAUGCUAUUGGAAAACAUUUCCACCCCGAGUGUUUCAGCUGCGUGUACUGCGGGAAGCUUUUCGGGAACAAUCCAUUCUUCUUAGAAGACGGUUUACCUUACUGUGAGGCAGACUGGAAUGAGUUAUUCACGACGAAAUGUUUCGCGUGCGGUUUCCCAGUGGAGGCCGGCGACAGGUGGGUGGAGGCGCUCAACAAUAACUACCACAGUCAGUGCUUCAACUGCACGGUGUGCAAAAAGAAUCUCGAAGGACAGAGUUUCUUCGCCAGGGGAGGAAGACCUUUCUGCAGGGUUCACGCCCGCUAGAAGCCCACCAAAAAUUGUAUACAACUCCGACACUGUUUAUUCUACCGUAACUUUUCGCCCUGUCUCUGUUUCUCCUUUCGGUCCACCACAACGAACCAGGAAAUUGGAAACGCCCCUCCACUUCGAUGGAGAGCUGUUUUCCGAUAUAAGGAGUACUGAGGGGAAGUUACUCAGCAAAGUAACCAUAGACCACAUACAAAGCUCUACGAAACACGACGUUACAGAUUCACCUAAUGUGUCUGAAAGCUUUGGACUCAACGGUAAAGCGUUGGUCGAUGAUAUUGUCAAAACAGAAACCAUAACCAACGAAGACGUCAUCAAAGUCAAGUUCACACCGGUUCGGCCGGAAAUGGAUUCACUAACUUCACAAUUUAUAAAAAGAUCGGUCACCCCUGUCAAUUAUCUGAAAAAUGACUUUGACGAUCUUACCAGUUAUAAAAUUGUAAAUUCAUUAUGUAAGGAACAGUUACUUCAACCGGACGGCGUUAUUGACAAAUUCGAGGGCAUGAGAAUUGAGCGGGAACACAGUCCAUUAGCCAAUACCUUGAUUUCGGAAAAGCUAAUCAAGAUAGACAGUUACUUACAAGAAAGUUUGAAUAGAUGUUCCGAAGCUAAAGACACAGUCCCUCACGAGGUAAAGACAGAGACAGAGACAGAUGUAACUAAAGAUGUAAUAGAGACACAAAACGAUGACAUCUUAAUAAAU